Molecule: messenger RNA, 2349 nt
Organism: Suillus clintonianus
Lineage: Eukaryota; Fungi; Basidiomycota; Agaricomycetes; Boletales; Suillaceae
Exons: 6
Coding region: 106-2073 (655 amino acids)
Molecular function (GO): protein binding
Source: RefSeq, a predicted model, not a curated record
GUCCCCCCCUCGCUCGUUCUCAUUCCUACCGCCACCAACGCACAGACCGCUCCCUCCUCCUCCAUAUUUUCAGAUUUUUGCUCUACAUUGUAAUCGACGGUCAUCAUGGACGACGAAGUCGAGUAUUUGGGCACGAAUUUUGCUCAGCCAGCUGCUUGCCCCUGUGAUCCACAGCAACCGGUGACGGGUGUCACUCUGCACGUCGAGCCGUGUGGUGGAAAACCAGCUCAUAAUGUUUCCUUCUUCAACACCCGCACCUCCCAUGUGCACAUCGGCCGCAAAUCAAUCUCAGAUGAUAGGUCUAUGAGGAAAGAGAAUGACGAUCAGAAUGCUGUAUUUGCAUGCCCCGUAGUCAGCGCAAAGCACGCCAAACUUGUGUUGGCCUCCAGCGGCCACGUGUAUAUCGUUGAUCUCAAGUCCCGUCAUGGGACUCAUUUGCGGAAGCAAGACGAGACAACAUCCAGGAUGUUACAGCCUGAGGUGGAGACCACCCUUGCUGAUGGCGAUGUCGUGACGUUUGGUAAAGCUGUGGGGCAAGGCGCUACCCUUGUUUCACCGGUCACAGUUCGCAUCGAAUUUUUGCGCGAUAUCUUGGAUAUGCGCGACUCACCUCCGUGGUGUCUAACUCCCGCCGAGUCCUCGAGCCCUCGCCCACGAAAAUUGAGCACCGGGCGCUAUGGCCUUAACAGUCCCAUUUCAUAUCCUUCUUCCCCAUCUCAUUCUUCAGAGUCCCUUUCCUCGCCAUCAGGAUCAUCCAACGAGGCUGCUUCGCAUUCAGAGCAUGAAUCUGAUAUAGAAGAGAUACCGUCCUGGGAAGAACUUCGUUCCUGCGUUUCAUCCCUGCGCCAAGAUUUCCCUGCAGACUUUCUGGGUGGCUCAUUACUCGGCAAGAUGCCAUCGCUCGGGUCGUUGAUGCAGGAUAUCUGCCAUAAGAUCGCGGACCCCCUUGACAUAGAUACUCCCCAACCUUGGUCCCCUCCGGCCAUCGCCGCCAUUGCGCCCAUUGAUGAUGAUGAUGAUGUGCCUUCGUCUAAUAUCCACCUUGCGGAUUCGCGCUCUCAUUCUCCCAUGGAGCUCUCUACCCCAUCACCAUCGCCCCCUCAGGCCCCUGAGGAGCCAGACAUCGUUGGCGCAUGGCCGCCAUCCCGGUCGGACUCCCCGCCGCCCGCUUUACGCCGGCCGGAUGAGUCGAAUAGAGUCAAACUUCCAUCGAUGUGCUCAUUUGGGCACAUGGGAUCUCUGGAAUCGGGAUCAUUUGAGAUCUUCCCGGAACGGCUCCCCUCUCUUUCUAAUUUCCAGCCGUUUGUGCCGCUGGAGGACGAACCAGCCACCCUGGCCCCCAUUCCUCUUCUUCCAUCCAUUGAUGAGGUGCGGUCAGAUGAAUCUCAAAUUACUGGCCAUGACGACCGUGAAGAUCUGCGCGAUUCCAUUAAGAUCAUCGAGGAUCGAGUAAAUGUGCUGCAUUCCAGCGUUACUGAUAUCAAGAAUCGUCAUGCUUUAACAGAGGACGACCUUUAUGACCUUCAGCAUCAAGUUGACAUGCUCGAACCUGAAUCUGACCAACUUUUUGCGCGCAUGGAGGCCGCAGAAGACAAGAUAUCUACUAUGUCAGACCUACAGGAUCAAGUCUCUGAGUUGCGAACAAAGGUUGAUGCGGGAAGCCGUGACACCUUUGUGCCGCCCAUGGCAGACGUCAAGGCUUGUGCCGACGCUCUUAGUGCCCUCGUCAUCGAAAUGAAGACAUUACGCGAGGAGACCGAGAAACGAGUGGAGGAGAGAAUUCAGACAAUUCAAACAGCCAGAACGGAGGCGCUGUCUGUCAUCGCUGCAGAAGUGGAGACUUUCAAAUCGCUUAAACGCAAACAUUCCGAGAUUGAAGUUGCUCCUCCUCCAGUCGAGAUGGACAUUGUAGCGGAAGCCCCAGGAGCGGCUGCGGCCGCGAACCCUGAAUUACCGGUCGAAGAUAACAGACAUGCCAAACGCCCCAGGAGGAUAAUGACAUCCAUCGCGCACACUGCAACGGCCAUGGCAGUUGGUGCAGUUGCCACCUGGUCUGCCCUCGCCUUCUCAUAAAUUUCAGGAGAAAUCACAUUACAUUGCUAAAAUGCAUAAUUGGUUCUUGGUUUGUACCAUCACUACUCAUGUCAUGUUGUAGGAUUCUUGUUGUCUUUUCCUUUGUACGGUGUACAUUAUUGUAGGUUUUGUCCCGAUUACAUGUUGAACAAUGUAUCAGGUUCCCUAUGAGCCUUGUUUGACUUGGCUACGUUCUGAUUUAUGCGAAGAAACACAUAGCUAGUGAUAUGUAAUAUAGAGAUAUGCAAUAACAUGAUCCACAAAUGUAGGACCGUC